AUGCCGAUAACUGGAAGAUUGUCAAUAUUUCGGUCAAACGCAAGUUACGAGAGAUAUUCAGGCGUCUGCCCUCAUCCAAUUUGCGAGAGUGCUUGCCCAACAGAGGACGCAUUUUGGGAGCACGCCAUUUCAGUACACGGUAUCCCACCAUUUGGCCCACGUAAGCGCAAAGCCUACGAACUGGAGGAGUCGAUUCAACUUCCGUUGGUCCUGCAGGUAACAACCGCAGAACCAAGGACCGUUUUUCGUGCCCCAAUUCCUGUUCACCGAUUCCUGGUUCCCAGUACUUAUUUUCUGUUCACCGUUUCCUGUUCACCGUUGAUUGUUCCUGGAAAGCUUGAACAUGUCACGUCAACGGUCGACCGCAAAUGGCAGCAUGGUGCCUCCUCGGCACAGUCAACGCCGAUAUGCCAAACUUCAACGCCGCGCGACGAGCCUAGCUUUCGAUCACCCUACGCCCAAAGCCCUAAGCUACACAAUCGAUUUAACACGCUUAUCCGAAAAGCUAGUCAACUUUGCCACAUGUCCGAAACUGAGGUGUACAUGAUAGUUCGUCACGAAAACAACUUCUACGUGUAUAAUAAGGAUUCAAACUCUCGCGUCGCCCCUGAACCACAUGAAUAUGAGACUGUUGUGAAUGUAGCUGUUACCAGAAGUGAGACACUCUCUGAGAGAGUGUGA
Messenger RNA from Plenodomus lingam JN3, 681 nucleotides. The record is from RefSeq and is a predicted model, not a curated record. Lineage: Eukaryota; Fungi; Ascomycota; Dothideomycetes; Pleosporales; Leptosphaeriaceae.